AGAGAGAAGAGGAACCGAAAAGACAGAGGAGAAGCUGAGAGGCUUAUUACGCCCUGUUUGUGUACACAUACUGGUGUACAAACCCUCAAAAAUACAGCGUUGUUGAAAUAUUGCUCGGUCAGAGAUAAACUGUCCAACAUGGACCCGUUUACUGAGAAACUGUUGGAGCGAACUCGGGCUCGCAGAGAAAACCUGCAGAAGAAAAUGGCAGAGAGACCAAAUGCAGCGAACAGACAGAUGGUCAAAAGGCCCAGAGAGCCGCUGGCCGACACUAAUAGUGUGAUCAGUGAGCCAGCCAUUGAGAAAGCUCCACAGGUGUCCUCCAAGCCUUCUCCGUCCAAGCGCAGGUGCUCAGAGGAAAAUGUCCAGCCUGCAGUUGGUGAGGAGAACCAGGAGCCAAUGAUGACACGGACUACGGCUCCUGUGCUCUCAGAUCCUCCCACAGACAAGAAGCCCCCAGUGGGGCCUGCCAGCAUUCGAAAGACCUUGUCCCUGGAGAAGACUGCUAACCGGCCUGCUAUCCAGUCUCAGCCAGGGCAGCUGAGAACUGCACAGCCAGAGCCAGAGAAGAUGGCUGUCACCCCUGCUCCUGAUCCUCCAAGCAGCAGAGAAGCAGAGAAGAAGGAGCCUGUCAGUUUAGCCCUGCAGAGCAACAAGGAGGACUUGAUGGAAGACCCAGCUCCAUCUGCUGCAGGCAUGAAGUCUCGUCUGCAGAGGCUGGCAGUGCAGAGAAAGUGUUGGGAUGGCGAUGACACUUCUGAUGCAGUUCCUGACUGCACUCCCCUGUCCCUGUUGAAGAGACAAGCUGAGGUCCAGCCGCCCCCCGACCCCACCCCAUCCUCAGGAACUCCACUGGGGAGGAGAGGCAGACUCGCCAACCUCGCUGCCACCAUUGGAUCCUGGGAAGAUGACUUAAGCCAUGCUAACAUUCCCAAAGAGAAUACAAAGGAGAAGCCUGGUACGGCCGUUCCCAAAUUACAAGUCAGAGAUGCUACUGUGGCUGCCAGCACUAAACCAAGUGCUGCUGGCCAUGUGGUGGCCAGUUCAACUGCAAGCAGCAAGUUCACACCCAGCUCUCAGCAGGCUUUGAAUUCUCCAGCAAAGUCAAGCCGAGUGGUUUUCCCGAGCCCACAGAAGGCUGAAACUCCAGCAGCCAGGCCAGCACUUCAGUCAGUAACAAGUUCUGAGAAGAAUUUCAACCACGGGAUGACCUCCCCCUCCAGUCCCCAGAAGAGCUCCAUCCAGGGAACGACCUUCCCAUCCAGUCCUCAGAAGGCCGGCCCCUCAUCCUCAACAUCAGUCCCUCAAAGCCCCCUGAGGAAUCAGGCCCUCUCCAGGGGCCUCAACCCCACCUCCAGCCCCCAGAAGCCAGAACUUCGUGCCAAGCCCACCAUUGCUGAACCAUCCGUCGCACAGGAGAAGGCCACAGCUGGAGCACCUGGUGUAAAAUCUUUUCUGGAGCGAUUUGGAGAGAGGUGCCAGGAGCGUACCAACCAGGGCUCCCCUGCAGGGGGCACACCCCACCCCAAGACUCCCACUGUAACUCCAUCAUCAGUCACCCCAAACACCAGACUGGUACAGGAGAGGCUCAGAGCUGCCCAAGCUGCAAACACGUCCACCGCUGAUCUCACCCAAAGACAGAAGCUGGAGCGAGAGUCUGAGCUGGCUAAGAUCCGCAGUCGCUUCCAGAAGGGAAACAAUAUGUGGAUAAACAAAGAUGAAGCUGCAGAAACCAAUAAGACCACAGAGAUCAAGGAACAGCUUGACAAGCCUGCGAAGGUUGAUGUUGCCCCAUGUGAGCCGAAGGAUGAACCCACAGCACACUCUACUGAGAGCACAGACACACCCACAAAACACACUCCUUCAGGUGACAGGUUGCUGGUCUCGCCUCCAGCCUCAACCUCCAGUCCUCUGAGAGUUGCUACCUGUGCUAUAGAGAAAACAACUGAUGAAACCCCGCAAGAAGAGGAGGUGGUCAGUGAGAGAGAGAUGAAUGUAGACCAGUCCAUCAACUCUGCAGUUAUUAACGAGCUGUUUGAUGGAGUCCUGGAGCAGAGUGAUGAUGAUGAUGAUGACGAGGAGGAUGAGGAGGAAGAUGGUCUGAAUAUCUCCUCCAUGUCCCUCCUCACUCCACUAGCAGAGACUGUGGCUGCUGUGGUGAAGAGUCCAGAGAGGAGAAUGAUGACGUCAACACCUGCCAGCUCGUUCAUUGUUAAGAGCAACACUCCAGACGAUGUUUCCAGACCACGCAACUUCCAGAGAACUAACAUGACGCGCACUGCCUCCUCAGAUAGUAUUGAGGCAUUAGACGGGGACCACAAACUGCCAUAUAGCAUUGAUGCAUAUAGGUCCACCAGGGUGAAAGAGACCGAGAGACCCAAUGUGAAACAGGUGAUUGUGAGAAAAGAGGAUGUCUCUCACAGAGCAGAGGAACCCAGAGGAUCCAGUCUCUUCAGUAUCAAACAGAGGACGAAGAUUCUGACAAAUGAGAUGAACCUGCAGCAGACAGUCAUUCAUCAGGCCAGUCAGGCACUCAACUGCUGCACAGAUGAAGAGCACGGCAAAGGAUCCCAGGUGGAGGCUGAAGCAGAGAGGCUGCUGCUGGUGGCAACGGAGAGGAGGGAAGCGUUGAAGGCAGAGCUGGACCGUCUGAAAGGAGACCCAACAGGCCAGAAAAAGGCCUCUGCAGCCCCAGAACCUACCGGCAUGUCUGCCUCCAAAGGCUCCAUCACCCUGCAGGAGCUGCGUCUGCCUCUCAAGGCAGACUUUGUUUGCUCCAUUGCAAACAAGCCAGAGUCGACCAAACAUUCGUUCUUCAUGAUGAUUCGUGCUGGAGCAGAGAACACUGUGGCCACACCAUUAGCCAGCACACACCGCGGCCUGAGUGGGGACACCUUGGCUUUCCCUACCAAGUUUACCAUAUCUGAUGUUUCCAGUGACUUUGAAAUUGACAUUGAGGUCUAUAGCUUGGUGCAGAAGCGUGAUGUUUGCAGUGACAAGAAGAAGAAACCCAGCAAGUCAAAGGCUAUCACUCCAAAGAGAUUCCUCGCCAUCACUAAAAGUGGCCAGACGCCAGUUGUCGCCAGUCCAGGAGGCCCAAACGCUGUUCGCACCAGUAACUUUGUCCUGGUGGGAUCACACAAGCUCAACCUGUCCUCUAUCGGGAAAAAUAAAUUUCCUCUGGAGAAGGUGCCGUUCUUGUGCCCUCUGGAGGGCCACAUCUACCUCAAGAUGCAGUGUGAAGUUGGCUCAAAAGUGGAGGAGAAGGGCUUCCUGACUAUGUUUGAAGAUGUCAGUGGAUUCGGAGCGUGGCACAGGAGGUGGUGUGUUUUGUCAGGAUACUGCAUCUCCUACUGGACCUACCCCGAUGAUGAGAAACGCAAGAAUCCCAUUGGUCGAGUCAAUCUGGCUAACUGCACCAGUAAGAAGGUGGAACCAGCCAACAGAGAGUUUUGUGCCAGACCCAACACAUUUGAGCUCAUCACAGUCCGUCCACAAAGAGAGGAUGACAAAGAAACGCUGGUCAGCCAGUGCAAAAAUACUAUGUGUGUCACCAAAAACUGGCUGAGUGCAGACACUAAGGAUGAGAGGAAUUUGUGGAUGAAGAAACUGAACCAGAUUUUGGUGGAUCUGCGAAUGUGGCAACCAGACGCCUGUUACAGGCCGCUGUAAUUACCGCACUCUGUCACUACCAGCCCUUCUAUCUUUUGGACUGUCAAUAUCAGUGACACAUGCAAUUAUAAAGUGCAAUACAGUGUAAGAAUUGUUUUACUGGUGGAUAUUAUCCAGGAGAUAAGUAAUCAAACGCGCAAAUUAUAGAUCAGAGGAGAAUUAAUAAAGCCAUACGUUUAAAACAUUACAGUACAGUAUUUUAUGUAGGAGUCGGGGUUCGGCACUAUUUUUUUUUAAUACAUUUCCAGACAGGUCUGAUACUUUAAUCUUUUGGGGUAUUGUUGAGUUGCUGUUUUUCACGUUGACGCCAAUAUUUAGUGUUCUUGACACAUAAUGCAUGGCUUUAAAUUAUUUGGUUUCAAAGCUGAAAUUACUAUAUUUGAUAGUGUUGGAAUAACAGAUGAAUACUAAUUUGAAACACCACAGUUCUGUCACAUUUUUCCUGCAUGACAGCACAGAACAAUACUUAUACUUUUGGUAAGUUUUUACUUUAUAUAUAUAUAAAUAUUAGCUUUUAUAACUUGUGGCAGGACAUUCAUGUGGUUUUCUUAAAUUGUCACGCACAGCUUUUUGAUACCAGUUAUACACCAGCUUUUAUUCUGUUUAUAAUGUUUGUUCAGUGUUUAUGUAAUUAUUUCAGUGUGGGAGUUCAAGUUUUGGAGAACUGGGGCGGUAAAGUCUGUUACACAUUCUACAUUACAACCCGUCCAACACUCAUUUUUAAAUACAUUCAUAACAAAAUUGUUUCAAUAAGGGUCCCAUUUUAAAUACAGCAGAAUUGUGACCAACAGAUUAACAAUUCAGAAGACUUUACAGCAUAAACAUAAAGUUGUUGCGCUGUCUGGUGGACAAACUAUGUAACAGCGGCACCGUUUGUAAAUUAAACAAAUUUUAUCGCAGUUCAGUACUUAUGGCAUACAUGCUGAUAGCUAUACAUAUAUGUCAAGAUAUUGGCCUGCUUAUUUAUCAGUCAGCCUUAUAUUAUAUUUAAUGUUUUAAAGUAACAAUGUCUGCACAAAGGACGCUAUUUUGUUUCAUAUUGGCUUUUUCUGUGUAUGUAGUAAUUACUAUUGAAACUUGUGUUCUAUUGGUCUACUUCAAGUCAGUCUUAAAGGAAUAUUUUUGCCCCCCAAAUUUUAAUUUGUGUAUCAAUUACUUGCUGCGUCUUACCUUUAUUGUGAUGAAAACAUUUCUUUUACAUGAUUUCAUGAUGAAUGGAGAAUCCAAAAAAGGUGAACAUUUUUCGUAAAUUGAAGUAAUCAGGGUCCGCAUUAAACAACAGCAAAACCAUAUCAAUAUAGUUGGAAUAUAGUAUGUUGUAACAUUUUGAGAGAAAAUGCAUGUGUUUGGGAAGUAUUAAGCAUACAACUGGAUAAAGGAGACUAGGAUUAUACUGCACUAGUUGUGUCAGAGUUUGUAAAGAGAUGUUUUUUUGCUGUUGUUAAAUGCAGACCCCUAUUACCUAAUUUCUUAAAUUUAUUCAUCUUUUAUGGAUUCUCCAUUUACCGUGGAGGUAUGCAAGAAAAACCAAGUUUCAUUCAUGAAUUUAAAUUUAAUGCGCUACGAGUAAGUACAAAUAUAUACAAAUGGCCAUUUUGGUGGCAAGUUAUUUCUGUAAAGGCAGCAGUUGGUCUUUUUUGUUGUGUUUUAAGGAGGUUAAUUCUUUUGUUUUUAGUUCACCAGUAAUAUCUGAAGUAUGCUGUGUUGCAGCAGAUGAUGCGACUGCAAAUAUUUGGGACCCUUUUUUUCCCCCUCACACCCCUUGUGUUGCUUGUGUUGAGUGUCUAACAGACUUUACAGUCACCCCUCAGAUGUUUGUAAACACAAUUUCCUAUUAACAGAUUUUCACCUUAAUGCAAGUAAAAGACGAAGCCUUUUCAUCAUGUUGAUAAAAAACUCAGACUACACCCGAUGUAUUGUUUCUGCAUACAUACAUUUUCAUCAUGACAAAUACUAGCAAACAGGAGAUAUGUUAAUAAUUUCAGUAGUUACUUAACAGAUUUCAGUUCUUCAGUUUGUCAGGCAUUUGUGGAUCUGAGACAAUAAAUGCCUGCUUUGACCAAAA
Molecule: messenger RNA, 5737 nt
Organism: Plectropomus leopardus (leopard coralgrouper)
Lineage: Eukaryota; Metazoa; Chordata; Actinopteri; Perciformes; Serranidae
Gene: anln
Product: anillin, actin binding protein
Biological process (GO): actomyosin contractile ring assembly; septin ring organization; mitotic cytokinesis
Cellular component (GO): actomyosin contractile ring
Source: RefSeq, a predicted model, not a curated record